GACCGGAGCUGGCCAAUCAGCGGCGAGAUCCAUCACCGCUUGUUGUCCCCGCCGCCAUAUUGAAGAUUGCAGUCGCCAUUGACUCGGUGAAACUCACGGCUAAAUGUAGUAGGACUACGCUGUUUUUUCCGGUGAUUUCGGCACAUUUCCCGUGUGCAUGUUGGAUCCGAGUGUAGCAAGAUGCAUUCUCUACAAUGACGCAUCCCAAUCAUCAAACGAACGGCGCCAGUUUGGAGGAUUGUCACACCAAUUUCUUCGCACUGACCGACCUAUGCGGCAUUAAAUGGCGUAAGCUGUUAUACACGGAGGGCGGCCAGUUUGGAGGGUCAUCGGAGCCGCUGGACGACCCUGUGCUGUCCUCCUUCUCAAAAUGUCUGGCUGCGGACAUUCUGUGCGUGUGGCGGCGCGUGCAGCCACCGCAGCCGCAGCCCUCGGCGUCCAUGGCCAACAACCCGUUCAACCUGAUGGACCCGAUGCAUGCGGUGGCGAUGGGCGGUGGCUUCCACCAGAUGGGCCAGCGCCAGCCGCCGAUGAUGCCCCAGACCACCCCCAAUGCGCACCAGCCAGCAGACUCAAAUUCGAGUCUCACCCUGAACUCGAGCAAAGAGCUCUGGAUUUUCUGGUAUGGCGAAGAGCCUGACCUCUCCAACCUGGUCGCCUCUGAUCAGCUAGUUGCUGACAAUGAGCAGGGGUCUUGGGAAAGUGGUCUCUCCUACGAAUGUCGGUCACUGUUGUUCAAGGCUCUGCAUAACCUAAUAGAAAGGUGUUUGUUGUCCCACGAUUUUGUUCGUCUCGGCAAGUGGUUUGUGCAAACACACAGUGACAGUGAAAAGAUCAGUGAUAAAAGCAAUCACCUGUCAAUAUCCUUCCAAUUUUUUGUACACGGUGAAAGUACUGUCUGUGUGAGCAUUGACGUCCGCCAACACCCUCCUGUCCGUUCACUCACCAGACAACACAUUUUGGCAGCCCAGGCUUCAGCUUCUGGAUUACAAGUGAUUUUAGCUCCAUUCUGCAUGUCCGGCACCCUAACUGGGCAAACUUAUAAGACGAGCGAUGUCCUCACGCGCAAGAUGAUCGACGAGUGGCGCCAGUUCUACCCAAUCAACUCCAAGUACCUCAAUCGAGAUCCAAAUGACAACCAGCCGCUGCCGCUCGCAGUGGAAGUGAUAGUCAGCGGGGUCAAGAUGCGCUAUCCAACCUGCUUUGUCCUGGCCACGGACAUGGACGACGUCGGCCUGGUGGUGGCUGCUUUGACCCCGCUGCUGCAGGGUGUGCAACUAUCGGCCGUGGGAGGGGCAAUCACACGCGCCACCCCACCCGGUAACUCGCCCAAAUCGGCGCAGCAGUCGGCUAAAUGUCUAAAAUCAGACACGCCGUGUUGCUCCGCAGGAGCUGCAGUCGCGGCCCCUGAGCCGCCCCCACCGCCCUUGGAAACACACCCGGCGGCUAAGCCGGCAGCACUGCACUCGAGCCCUGUGCAGCAGCUGCUGGCAGACCCCGCCAUCGCGCUCUCGCUGCCCAGUCGGCAGCCACUGAACCUGUCCGAGCGUGUCUGGCAGGAUAACACGCAGAGCCAGACCCACAUGUUGGCCUCGACAAAUGGCCAUCAGGGUCCCUCGGAGCAGUCAGAGCCGGACUUGGACGCAUUAUUCCAGUGGGACUUUCAGGAACCCUCCAAGAAGGCCACUUGCUCCUGCUCCAAGUGUAAAAAAGUAAAUCAAUCCAAUAAAAGUGGUGGAUUGAACACUAGUAACUCAGGCUUGAAAACCAAGGGUGAGAAAAGUGAGAAAAGCCGGGGGUGGCGAGGUGGGUGCGCAAACAUCACUCCAUACCACCAUCGACACCCCCAAUUCUGGGAAAACGACUGGCUGGCGGAGCUCGAACCAACGCCCGCUACCAGAGCAUCUGAACCGACUACACCAGCAGGAGGACCACCUUCUUACAGGGUUAACCAAGCAAUGACCCCUGGCAUGCAGCAGUGUGCUGGUGACCUGCCUGUACCUUCUGUUGGCUCACCGCAGUCAGCAGCACCAUCGCCGCUCCACAAUCCUCACUCUCAGCCUGCGUCCGUAACAGCCACAGAUCCCACCAUGCCAACACUGAGCCCGCACCCACCGUCUUCGAACCAACCAAGCGGCGCGCAGCCUGCCACUCCUUUGGAAUCUCACGAUAAAGUGACCCCGGCCGCCACACCUUCUGAUAUUAACGGACCCAAGUCUGUGUCCUCAGUUUCCAACCAGGUCUUCUCGCCAUACCCCACAAACUCGAGCGUGGAGCCUUCAAAGCCAGUAGACAGCCUGGGUCCAGCGAGUGCCAGCUCUGGGCACACGCCCUCGAUGCCGACACCUUCCUCCACUCUCAACUCUUUCCUCAAGAGACCAAUACUCAGCUCCAAAGACUACGAGUCUGUCCUACAGGAGGAUGACCAACUUUCUGACCUGCUUUACGACUACUCCACCAUGAAUGCUUGGUUGAACCAUCCUGUUAAGAGAUUCAAGCCCACCGAAAAGGUCGAGAAAACGAGACCAUUCCCAGAGGCUUUCGCGCCUGCGCCUCAGCCUGGAGCGGUCAACCCUGAAGCUGGGGCGCCUCCAGUCAUCAAGCAGGAGGUUGUCACAGGGGACGACGACAAAAGACUGGGAGUGGCUCAGUUUGACGAUGCUGCAGCUAAUACCAAAACGCCAGUCAGUUUGUUUACUAGUCGUGGUUUGGAAGCAUCCUACAGUGAUCUAGAGCAAAUAUUUGAUAACUCGGAUGAUACAUCCAGCGAUGAAACGCCCCAAGUCACAACACCUCCGGGCUCUAACAAACCGCCAGGAGAUGAUCACAGCAUCACUUUGGUGAAGCCGCCAAGAGGCAGCGGCGGCAGCACCAUUGGCUGUGGAACAGGCAUGCUCAAAGUGGAGGAGUUGACCAAAAUGUAUCCCACCCCGCCAAGUCUGGAACACAACCCAAUCGCAUCGCCGUGUGGCCAACCUGACGCUUUGAUGCUCGAGUCUUCAGAGGCGGCGCUUGUGCCAAGAAUUAAGCAGGAAAUAUACCACAAUUUAGGCAGUCCCACUGAAGAGAAUAUUGAUGACUGGUCCUAUGUCUACAAACCAAUGGCUAUGUACAAAAUGGUAGGGUCGUCUAAGUACGCGCCCCUGACCAACCUUCCGAGUCAACUGCUGGCUGCACUGACACCCCCUCCUAAGUACAAACCCUCGUGGCAAUACUCGAUCCAGAUGCAGGACAAGCCCGCCGGCCCACAGCCUAACCAUAUGCCUUCCGGUCCAAUGUCGGGUGCAGGCCCUAUCGCCAUGCCCCACCGGCCACCAUCGAGGCCCGUUUCGGGCAUUUCUCCGAUAUCACCAGCAGCGGCCAUGCGGUCGCCAAUGGGCCCUUACGGUCGCAUGGAGGCUAGCCCAAUGGCGAUGGCCCCGGGUGUAAUUGGCGCUCACCACCGGCCCGCACUGCCACCACCGUAUGAACUGGCAAGCCCAGCGUCCAACCCCGCCUCCUACCUGAACAAGAGUGUCAACUCUGUGGAGCCAGGACCUCUCUCGGCCGCUGUGAUCGCGGCUAGAGCUCCAGAGGCCAAUUCCUUAGUAGUCAAUAUUCUGCUUACUGACUCGAGUUUGCACGUCUUCAGAGACCACAACUUUGACAGUUGCACAAUGUGCGUUUGCAACGCUGGUGGAAAGGUGGUAGGCAACAUCCGGGGCGCAGACUACUGUCUGCCUGAAGCCGGAGGCGGCAUGGGCUCCUCUGACGAAGAUCAAAUACGCUGCAAUUGCGGUUUCAGUGCCGUUGUGAAUCGCAGACUCUCGCACAAGGCCGGCCUGUUCUACGAGGACGAGGUUGAGAUCACUGGCCCGCUUCACGUUGACGAGAACAUUGACCGAAAACGAAAGGGACUCUCGUUGGUCAGCGCGGCAGGCAAGUGCAGAGGCAAUGAGCUGGAGUUCGCCCCCAGCGUGAACGGAAGCGCUUCCAAGCAGCAGCCUUCUCCCACCGACCUGAGCAGCUCGAUCCUGGACCUGGUACCUCAGUUAGUACUAGAGCUGAUCAGGGACCAAUGUGUCUUCAUGAAGAGUUCAGUCAACUCUUUGGUGCGCACCGCUUCCAGACGUUGCAAGCCCAGUGAUAGUUGGAUGUGGACGUUAAACAAAUUAGAGUUCAGUGACGGUAACGAGGUGACUCUGAUGGCCCUUGAUCAGGGCAGACAGUCGGCUGCCGAGGCGAUGCAAAUCUGCAAACUCAACCCCGACGAGUUCAGGAUCAGGGGUGGCCACGCACCGCUCCAUAGGUGGCAAUACCUCAGAGCUGGAGGGCCAAACUGCAACCAGGACAUAAUCAGGAUCAUGCGCAACCUGCAGCCUCUACUGCAAGAUGCCGUGCAAAAGAAGUGCACCACUAGGUUAUGGGAAGCGCCCUACACUGUCUCAGGACCCCUCACUUGGCGUCAAUUCCAUCGUUUAGCAGGCAGAGGCACUGACGACAGAUGCGAACCGCAACCUAUCCCAUCCAUUUUGGUGGGUCGCGACAACGAUUGGGUCUCCUUAUCUCCCUAUGCUAUCCAGUACUGGGAGAACCUCUUGCUGGAACCAUACUCAUACACAAGAGAUGUAGCUUUCAUUGUGAUCGCACCUGAGAAUGAUCAUGUCUUGGAACAAACGAAAGCCUUCUUUAAAGAACUGAGUGCCAUUUACGAGCUGUGCCGUUUAGGUAGACACUGUCCCAUCAACAAACAAGUGCGUGAUGGAAUUCUAAAGGUGGGCAAAAGCGCAGCCAGCAAAUUGGUCCGAGAGCCUGUCGACGAAUGGUUCUCGACCCUUUCAGACAGCAGCACCACUUCUAUGCUCAAACUAUAUGCUCAAGUUUGCCGACAUUAUCUUAUUCCAAUUCUUUCAAAUCUUACAUUGGACAAAACUUUGUUCAAUGAACACACGCAGAUGAAGCAAAACAUAGAAAUGCCCACUCCGUCACCAAUGCCUCCCCCUUCAACCCCGGAAAGUGUCAGCCAAGGAUCCACUGCAGAUCGCCAGCCUACUACACCAAAGGCUGACCAUGCGGACGGAGACGGAUAUCAUCGGGACAGUGGGAACGGACCCUCUUUGGAAAGUCACACUGAUGAUGACGAAAUGGAGCCUCCGGCUAUCGUCAUCUACAUUGUGGACCCCUUCAGCUUUGGCUCGGAAGAUGAAGACAAUGAGCGGCUGGCAUGCCUUGGCCUGCUACGCUGCUUCUCUGACGUCCUCAACCGCGCGCCAGAGCACAUUCGCGCCCACCUCAACGUCCAAAUUGUGUCCCUUGAGUCAAUAGUCGAGCUGACUACAGCCAAGCGGGAGAAGCACAUUGACACCAUCAGAGCGCAGGCGCUCUCUGUCUAUUUGCAGUGCCGUAGACUGAUCAGUCACAUUUCCAACGUCAAGUCCCUGACCGGAUUUGGCCCAGCGGCAAACGCUGAUCUCUUCCUCAAGGAAAAAGACGACAAAAACCGCGCGCCGUAUCGAAUAUUCAUGCCUCCAUACGUAUUAGGUCAGACCAAGGACAAAUCUGAAUCAAAUAGUGAGAGACAGCAGGAAAAAACGUCGGUCAUGUACUGUAACUAUUGCCUGUCGGAAGACCAAAGGUUCCUAUUGGCCGCUUGUACUGAUGAAAAAGGAGCGAUGUUUGAGACUGUUUGCAUUAAUAUUGAAAUUCCACAUAGAACUAGAAGAAAAAGGUCUGCGGCAAGAAGAGUAGGGCUUCAAAAGCUGAUGGACUUCAUUCUUGGAAUCAUGUCCAGGACUGUCCAACCUUGGAGACUAGUAGUAGGACGAGUUGGCAGGAUAGGACAUGGAGAGCUUAAAGGCUGGAGUUGGCUGCUAAGCAGAAAAUCUCUGGUGAAGGCAUCAAAGCACUUGAAGGAAAUCUGCAAUCAGUGCUCGCUACAGUCGCAGACCGAGAUCCCUUGCAUACUUAGUGCCUGCCUUGUGUCAAUGGAGCCCGACUCAGCGUUGCGACUGAUGCCUGAUCAGUUCACACCGGACGAGCGCUUCAGCCAGGCGUCAGUCAAGUGCAGCCUAUCAACGCCGCAGGACGUGAGCGCGACGCACAUUCUUGUGUUCCCCACCUCGGCAACCACGCAGUCGUCGCAGUCGGCAUUCCAGGAGCAACACAUCAACGACCCAGAGCUUGGCGAUGAGGAGCUCUUCAGCGCACUUAACGACGACAACGUCAUGGAUGGGAUAGACGGCGAUUUCGGCGACAUCUUUAGUGCCUGGCCCGAACCGGGGCAGGGUGCUCAGAGCCCAACCGGCAGUCCUAAAAGAGACUCGCUGUCCCAAGCGGGCAGUCCAGGCGUCCUCGGUGGCCCUGGCCAACAAAGUCCGUAUCCCUGCAACACCAACAGCAUGAGCUCUGGCGGCGUUGUUUUGGAGGUUCAAGAAGAGGUUGGAGUCGUGUUGCAACAACCACUCGCCCUUGGCUACUACGUCUCAACUGCAAAAACGGGCAAAAUGCCGCAUUGGUUCUGGGCUUCAUGUCCCCACCUCGAGGACAUGAACCCGACCUUCCUGAAAAACGCCCUCCACCUGCACAGUCACUCGAUACAAAAUUCAGAUGACCUCCUCCAGCAACAAAAUCCAGCUUCUGAGCACCCUCUGGAUUCCUCCUACACAACCGACGUAUUGAGGUAUGUGAUGGAAGGCUACAAUGCUCUCUCGUGGCUUGCACUGGACCACAACUCAAAAGACCGACUGUCAUGCCUGCCUGUUCAUGUGCAAGUGCUAAUGCAGAUGUACCACAUGUUUUCUGCUCUCGUCUAAAAGCGGGCGCAAGUGUUGUUUAACAACUACUCAAAUAAGGAAAACUUGUUGCAUAAUUAUAAUUACUAUUGCUAUAUUAUAUAGAGACUAAAGCAGAAGCAAAGAAAGAUGCUAUUUCUCAGAUAGGAAUUGGAAAAAGUUGUGAAGAGCCGGCAACCACUACUUUCUACAUGAGGUCGACAGUCAAUAAACACAAUUUACAUUCACACCUUUUUAACUAAAACUCGAUUUGGUGGUGCGUGCCCUAUCACUUUUGUUUAGGAUUAAGUGGAUCUUCGGCUCUCAAAUUCACUCACACCCACGUUGGAAUGUAUAAAUGUGCAGCACACUUUUUAAUGGGCUAGAAAGCAAUUUUUACUAAAAAAGAUGAAAACAAAUGGAAAAAUACCAAGUAACAAUUUUGUAGGAUAACUCGAUGCAAAAGAGAACAGUAAAAUCCUCUGAAAAGAAGUAGCUCGGACCAAUUGAGUAUUCUUAAAGUUUAAACAUUAAAGUGCUGGGACAUUAAAUCUAGGUGUACAUUGUAUAUACUAUUUGCAUAUUAAUGCUUGUUGAUGACGAUGAUCAACCCCUCAUGAAAUGAAGAAGAGAAACAGAGCAAGUCAAGUGUAAAUACAAGAAAGUCAUCUUGCAUUGUUAUUCAUUAAUUAUUUUUAAAUAUUGUUUCUUGUAAAUCUUGUACAGUCUCAUUUAUUUCCCUCCCGCUUGUCCCUAAUGAGCACGACGCGGCCAGCGGCCCACCGGCAAAAGCGCCUCGGCCCACACCUGCCUCGCUUCCAUCACUUCAUGGGUACAAAAUUUAUCAAUUGUUAACAUUUAAUUAAUUAUAAGAGGGAGCGAGUUGUAAGUGCAGGAGCGGUGGCGAGCACGUGCCUUGCUCGAGCGAUCGGCCGACUCAUCAUUGCCUGUCUUUUUAAAAAAAAAAUUGUUAGUUAUCCAUUUUAUCAUUUUCUAUGAAAGUGAGUCCCUUUUCCUCCCUCCUUCUGUGGUUGAUUGAUUGUACACUUAUUACAGAGAUGCUCUUACACAACAAAGUGAGUUGAAAAUGCCGACGUCAUAUGAUUGCAGUGAAUUUUAACAAAGCAUUAGGAAUAAAACUAUUUAAUUGUACUAUAUAUUUAAUUUCAUUCGUUUUGGGUUUGGAACCUUUCUUGUCUUUCUCGACUCCUUUUUAUGAUGCCCCAGUCACUCAAUCUGAAGUCACUUUGUUGUGCAUUUUGGCAUGGUCCGCAUCGCUCUUAUUGAUUGAUUCAUAACACGCUUUCAAUAGAGGCAAACUCAAAUUUGAGGGCCUCUUAAAAUUUUGAUUAUUUAAAUUAAUUGUUGGUGUGGGAGGAUAUUUAAUUUUUAAAUCAUUGUACGUGACUUGUACUCAUCGACUCUCACAUUCACUUUUAUUUGCAUUCAUUCAUUCUUGUAUAUCGUCCGAGCUGAUGAUUUCCUACAUUAUCAUUGAUGCUGACAAGGUUUAUUUUCUCGGGGUCAAGACUUCACCAAAUGGACUAUUAGUAACUUAUUUUAAUUAUUUACAGAAAUGUUUUUCACUCCGUAGGCGUACAUAUAUUUGUCCCUCAAAAUGGUUAUUGUGUUAAUUGUUAUUUCUACCAUGUAGCAAUAUAGCAUUGACAAAUCAAA
Molecule: messenger RNA, 8426 nt
Organism: Cloeon dipterum
Lineage: Eukaryota; Metazoa; Arthropoda; Insecta; Ephemeroptera; Baetidae
Gene: skd
Product: mediator complex subunit skuld
Exons: 23
Coding region: 195-6791 (2198 amino acids)
Biological process (GO): positive regulation of transcription by RNA polymerase II
Cellular component (GO): mediator complex
Molecular function (GO): transcription coactivator activity
Source: RefSeq, a predicted model, not a curated record